Diospyros lotus (date-plum) is the source of this 1399-nucleotide messenger RNA. Its product is annotated as cyclin-U2-1-like. The record is from RefSeq and is a predicted model, not a curated record. Gene Ontology annotation, biological process: regulation of cyclin-dependent protein serine/threonine kinase activity. Gene Ontology annotation, molecular function: protein kinase binding. NCBI's taxonomy places the organism in Eukaryota, Viridiplantae, Streptophyta, Magnoliopsida, Ericales, Ebenaceae. The transcript has 2 exons. The coding region runs from base 244 to 927 and encodes 227 amino acids.
AGCUGUUAGUGUCUGCAGCUUGCCUCUACAAUGAGCAAGCACAGAUCUUGUGGUUUGAUACUAUCCUCCUUUCCACCCACCUUCCAAAUGGCCAAGUUCAUUUUCUUUGGUCACUAAGUCUCUCCUUUCUCCUCCCCUGUAUAAAUUCCUUCCAAAACCUUCUUUCUUCCAUGCCCAAAGCCCCCCCAUCUCUCUCUUUCUCUCGCUCUAGCUAUAGCUAUAUCUGUGCAUCAAAAAUUAUAUAUGGCCGUCUCUAUGUCAUCAGGGCCGACAUUAUCUCCAAGAAAGCUUAGGAAUGAUGUCUACUCCUAUUCAUACCAAGAGGAUUCCAACAUCCCACUGGUGAUUUCAGUUCUUGCUUCUCUGAUAGAGAGAACCAUGGCCAGGAAUGAGAGGAUAGCGAAGAAUUGUUGCUGGGCUUUGUCAAGAAACAAGAGAUCAAUGCUGGUUUUCGAUAGCAGUGAGGCUCCAGACUUGACAAUUCAAUCCUAUCUGGAGAGGAUCUUUAGGUACACUAGAGCUGGGCCAUCAGUCUAUGUCGUUGCCUAUGUUUAUAUUGACAGGUUUUGCCAGAUUCACCCCCAGUUCAGGAUCAGUGCCUCCAAUGUUCAUAGGCUUCUCAUCACAACUAUCAUGGUGGCUUCCAAGUAUGUGGAAGACAUGAAUUAUAGGAAUUCUUACUUUGCAAGAGUUGGGGGAAUAACCACCAAGGAAAUGAACAGGCUGGAGCUAGAGUUUUUGUUCUUGAUGGGUUUUAAGUUGCAUGUGAAUGUGAGUGUGUUUGAGAGCUACUGUUGCCAUUUGGAGAGAGAGGUGAGUGUUGGAGGAGGCUACCAAAUAGAAAGGGCCCUCAGAUGUGCUGAAGAAAUCAAAUCCAGGCAAGGACAAGAAAGAGGAUAUGACCAAAUUGCCCAUGUCCUAUUGUAAAUUAAUCUACAACUGGGAAACAGAUCUAGAUCUUGCAGUGAAAGAGAGCCUUUUUUUUAUAACUCAGCAAGCAAAAGGAUCAUAAAUAUAUGCUCUUGGAUGUCAUUUUGUACAAAGGGAUGUACAUACAGUAUAUGUGUUUUGGGUUCCCAAUUUCGGAUUGUAGCUUCACUGAAUCCCCGCAGAAUUGUAUAAACUUUUUCUCACCUUUCUGUGUCCUUGUCUGGGCAAUGAAUGUUACAGAUCUGUUGUCACUCCAAUGAAAUGUUAUAUUAAGGGGUAAUCUAGACACAGUGAGUUGCACUAAAAAAUCUUGAAAACACAGGCAUUUUAGAGGUGAAGAUUCAAACUCAAAGCAUCCCAAGAAACAUAAAAGAAGGAUUCACACAGACUUGCAAUUCAAAGCCCAGUGAGAAAGAUGCCCUUGUAAAGCUAGUACAAGAGGCUAGGUUAUGUACCAAACAAAUGAGAG